Messenger RNA from Hibiscus syriacus, 507 nucleotides. RefSeq lists its product as uncharacterized. The record is from RefSeq and is a predicted model, not a curated record. Lineage: Eukaryota; Viridiplantae; Streptophyta; Magnoliopsida; Malvales; Malvaceae. The transcript is spliced from 3 exons. The coding region runs from base 1 to 507 and encodes 168 amino acids.
AUGUAUGGAAAAGCACAUGCAUCAGUAAUUACUGAUCAAGAUUUAACUAUAGGUGCUGUUAUUAAGAAAGUAUUUCCAGAAUCUCAUCAUUUUUCAAGAUUAUCCUCCUUUGCUGAAAAAUCUGAAGAGAUACGUAAAGUCAUUGUAAGAGACUUGGAUCAAAUAUAUCAAAAGGUUCCUAUGAUGGAAACUCAAGGUAUUGGUAUUAUGGAGAAUGAUAGCGUUUCAAGCCAACAAUUGACAAGUGAAGAUAUUCAUGGAGUAAUAGCGAACCAGCCUAAUGAUAUUGCUUCGAUAAUCAAUAUUGGUGAUCCACAUGUUUCUCAAACUAAAGGUCGAAGAAAGGAUAGUUAUGGGUCUCAAAGUGAAAGAUUCAAAAGUUGCCUUGAGAUGGCUUUGACACGUACAAAUGUGAAAAGGCGUUCAUGUCAAAUUUGCAAAGGAUAUGAUCAUAAUAAACGCAACUGUAAAGGAACAAAAAACUUUACAAAUAUAUUAUCAGAUUGA